Plodia interpunctella (Indianmeal moth) is the source of this 5024-nucleotide messenger RNA. RefSeq names its product collagen alpha-2(V) chain-like. NCBI's taxonomy places the organism in Eukaryota, Metazoa, Arthropoda, Insecta, Lepidoptera, Pyralidae. The transcript has 25 exons. Bases 154 to 3132 code for a protein of 992 amino acids. The record is from RefSeq and is a predicted model, not a curated record.
AAUUAAAUUCAGUUAGCGCCAAGGGACGAAUCCGUGCGCACGAGUUGCGCGAAUUCGAAAUUUAAUAGCAUUGGUAUAUUUUGUGAUAAUGUUUCUGAAAUAGCGUGGAGUGAUUUUUGUGGAUUAGUGCUAUUUUGUGAAUUGUGUCAUUUGAUGUAUUUCAAGAUGAUUUUUUUAACGUACUUUGGCAUAUUUUUGGCGCUAAACACCGCUUCGUGUGAAUCUCCAGUAUCCUACGACUUGGCAGUCAUCUUCAUGGGCAAACAGACAGGCGUUUACGAUAUACCUCUAAAAUUCGACAGCGAACCAUCUGAUCCGGUGGAUAUAUAUGACGUAUUCCACAAAAACAUACUACCAACACCGUUCAUAGUACAUACAACGUUCAAACUGAAAGAUUUGGAGAAGUCUUGUUUAUUUUCCAUUGAAGAUGGUGAGGAAGUUGGAGAAAUUGGUGAAGUAAAGUUACGGCUUUGCUUAUAUUCAGUGUCUGAAGAACUGGCUAAAGUGACACUAACGAGUUUGAGUAAUGAACAGUCUUUGACGUUUUCAAUGGACAUGAAGGAGACAAUGAAUAUAUUGCUGUAUGUAAACAAAAAUGUAAUGACCUUGAGAGUCAACUGUAUGUAUUUCGGUGAAGCGAAUUUCGAUGAAAUGUUUGGAGAAGUGGAGUUGAGUGAAAAUACUCUGCUAUAUUUGGGAAGAACCAGUGGGACUCAGUAUUUGUUUCAGGGAACUAUAGAAGAACUUACGAUUCUAACCGGCACUAGUUUAGACGACACUAUCCUGGAGUUAUGUCCACCGGAUGAGAAGGCAAUUAAGGGUGAAAAGGGGCAAAAGGGCGAGCCCGGCGAGACAGUUGUAGGACCCCGAGGCCCAAUUGGACCUCAUGGAAAGAAAGGAGAGAAAGGGGUAUGUCAGUGUACAGAAACAAUGGUAUCGGCUCUCCUGAGAAAUAUGCCAGAAAUGAGAGGUCCUCCAGGGGAGUCUGGACCCAGGGGUGACACGGGAGACCCUGGACCUACCGGUAUGACGGGUAAACCGGGACUACAGGGUCCUAGAGGUCCACCGGGCCUAAACGGUGAGAAAGGUGACAGAGGUGAUAUUGGACCUCCAGGAAAUUAUGGUGAGCCUGGAACUGAUGGCCGUCCGGGUAAAGAUGGCGAGAGAGGACCCCAAGGGCCUGAGGGGCGAAUGGGACCACCGGGACCUCCUGGUCCUGGUUACAAGAAAACAGAAGAGGCAACAGUAGCAGUUCCUGGUGAAAAAGGUGAACAAGGUCCUAUUGGACCUCCGGGAUCGCCUGGGCCCACAGGGGAACGCGGGGACAAAGGAGAGAAAGGGCACCCGGGAAUGAGAGGUGAAAAGGGUGAUCGGGGUGAUAUGGGCUCCGAAGGUCCUAGGGGUGAGAAGGGUGAACAGGGCUCUUCAGGCAUCGACGGCAUUCCUGGAGUGCCUGGUAGCCAUGGCCAUCCAGGGAAAAAAGGUGACAAGGGGGAGAAAGGGGAAAUCGGCCCACCUGGCGCCGCGGCAAAACUUUCCUCAAUUUUAGAUGAAGACAUAGACGCCUCGGAAAGAGAAGAAAUUAUAGAAAAAUUAAGAGGUUUUUCUGGCGAUAAAGGAUCUGCGGGAGAAAAGGGUGAGAAAGGAGAUCAGGGUCUAACCGGUCCCCCUGGACAUACAGGAGUUGAUGGAAAACAUGGCAGACCUGGGCCACAGGGUGAAAGAGGGCCUACUGGACCUCAGGGCCCAGUUGGGGCCCGCGGGGACAAAGGAGACACAGGCGCUCCGGGCCCAAUGGGUCCUCCAGGAAAUGUGCCAUUGCACGAGAUUGCUUUGUUGAAGGGCAGCAAGGGAGAUCAAGGAAAAGUUGGUCCCAAGGGAGCUAAGGGCAAUCCUGGUGCUCAAGGUCGAGCGGGACCGAGGGGACGAGAUGGCAAGACAGGUCCAAAAGGUCAAAAAGGGGACAGCAUCGAUCAUGAAAAGCUGAAGAGUCUUAAAGGCGAGAAGGGUGAAAUGGGACCUCAAGGGAAGCCUGGAACCCAAGGCCCAGCCGGUCAAUGUACCUGUCCAAACACUUCAGUUCCUGUGAUGGGACCUCCUGGGCCACCUGGGCCUCCAGGACCCCCUGGCGUUUCUGUAAUGGGUCCCAAAGGAGACCCUGGCAAUGUCAUUUCACAAAACAGUUUCUAUUCUAUAAGUGAAAGUACAUCAGAUGAUCCAAUGGACGACGAUGAUUUCUCCUACACGACGACUACAGUUAUUUACAGCACUACAACAGCACUAUUCAAGCGCACUGCGAGCACGCCUUUGGGAACACUGGCCUAUGUUUUGCAAAAGAAAAUAUUGCUGCUUAGGGUAGAAAGCGGCUGGCAACACAUUACUAUGGGUAGAAUGCUGGAUGCAAAUGAAAUGCACACGGCUGCGCCAAGACACGUUGCACAAUAUACUUCAUCAUCGUCACCACCACCCGAACCUGUAUUUAUGCACGGAAAUCAUAUCCGUAUUGGAGCAUUAAAUACGCCACACACUGGUAAUAUUCUGGCGCGAAACAGCAGAGGCUGGUCUGCCGCAGAAGCCGAGUGCCACAAGCAGUCGAAAAAGUUGAAAAUCACCGGAAAUUUCGUACCGUUUCUUACUAAUAGCAUAAGAAAUAUAAGGCACAUGGUAAACUUCCACGCAGAAAACCUGCCCGUUGUAAACCUAAGAGGAGAACUGCUGAUGGACUCGUGGAGUAGCAUGUUCAGUGGCUCAGGAGCUUUAUUCGCCAAUCAGAACGCAGACAUUUUCAGUUUCGACGGGAAAAACGUGAUGAGGGAUCCGACGUGGCCAAAGAAAUGGGUGUGGCACGGCAGUGACAUAUUCGGGAAUCGAACCAGGAACACUUUCUGUAAAGAUUGGGAGAGCGAGAGUCCCGUACAUUAUGGGGAAGCAACCUCGCUGUUUAGCAAGAGGUUAUUGCUGGGGGAACCGCAAAGAUGCGAUAAUAAGUACAUAGUACUUUGCGUAGAGACAACGCCCAAAAAGAUUAGAUUAUUGAAGUCAGAGAGACAUCAUGUGUCAAGAUUACGACAAAGAGGACGCUUCAGCAGAAGUAGUAUAACAUCCACUAAAAACCACUUAAGUUAUGGUUAGACGAACAUUUUUACUUUUAAAAUAUGUUGAAAACCCAGAAUUUACUGUAAGUUCCUACUUAUGCAAUAGCUAAAAGCACUUGUAAUGCUAAGUGUUGUUAUUAGGUAAGUAUUAUUAGUUUUUUUUUUUUAAUUAAUCGCUUUAUGCCUUCACUUGUAUACGGCACAGUAAAGAAAUUAUUCGACUUUGCAUAGCGUUCUUAAUUUUUAUUGUACAUAAUUUAUUAAGUAUCUAUCAUUGUUUUCUUAAGUAUCAAAUUUAUUUUGAAAUAAUCUAGUAAUUUACUUUACCUUUUUAACGAAGCUUGUUAUAGAUGUAUUUUAUAAGUUAAAUUAAUUUUGUGAACACAGUGAUUUCAAUAUUAGAUAAAGUUUGAAAUAAAUUUUAGAUUUAAUUAAAAUAAAAGAUUGCUGUGAAUUAAAUAAAUAAAAUAAAAUAAAUAUAUUAUAUUAGGACAAAUCACACAGAUUGAGCUAGCCCCAAAGUAAGUUCGAGACUUGUGUUAUGGGAUACUAACUCAACGAUACUAUAUUUUAUAAUAAAUACAUAUAUAGAUAAACAUCCAAGACCCGGGCCAAUCAGAAAAAGAUCAUUUUCCAUCAUGACCCGACCGGGGAUCGAACCCGGGACCUCUCGGUUCAGUGGCAAGAAUCUUACCACUGCGCCACUGAGGUAGUCAAAUAAAUUGAGAACCCCUUCCUCUUGUUAGGUUAUUAUUAUACUCUCAACGAAAAAUACUCACUUAUUUUUACUUACAUUAUUUACAGACUUUGCUUUUACUGAAAUAUAAUUGAUUUCGCCAUCGAUUAAAAUACCCUAUUUUUUAUAUAUAACCUACUUUUAUGAUAUCAUAACCUACUAUUUAUCACUGAAAACACUGUAGCACGAUUUGAAACUUAACAUCAUAAACUGCUUUUGUUAAGAGGUACGACAUAACUCAAUAUGAUAUUGAAUUUUCAAGUGUUUACUAUGUUUGCACCUUUGCGCGAGUGACGCCCCUCCAACAACCGCAUACUCACGCGGUAUAGUUUGAAAUUUUUUCUGAUGAAUUUUAAUUCAUAUUAUAAUAAUUGUAAAUAUUUACAACUCGUAACACUAAUGUUGUUCCAAUUUCAAAAUUCAAUUCAAAUUUAGGUUUUUUAUGAUGUUAGAUAAAAGGCGGGGCCUGACCAUGAAACAUGGAACACAUAGUACGUCAUUCUCUCUUUUACACGAUGCGUACACGAUAAGUGAAAAAGAGACAGCAUGUGGACUUUAUUAACGUGUUACGUCUUUGUAUGUUUCAUGGUAUAGGCCUUCUGGUCCUAUGAACUGGCGUUUUUCUAAUAACCCUGUAUAAAUAGUUGUAAUUGUAAAUUUUUUUAUUCAUAGAAAGUAAAUGUUUUUGCUUCAAACGUAUUGACCAAAUUUAAAAUUGCAAUCCAAGAAAUGGACUUUAUUUCUAGGCUUAGAUAGAAUAUAGUAUAGACAAAAAAUACGUAAUAGUACUAAUUUGUAGGCUAUCUUGUCUGCAUUGAGGACAGCAAGUAAGAAAAAUUAGUUUAAAACCAAUUAUAUACGAUAUUUCUUUUAUGCUUUUGAAACUAUUUUUUUUAUUUGAUUUAGAAAACUUGAAAACCAAGUAGAAGUAUUUGUUGCCUGCUAAUUUGAUAUAAUAUAUAGUAAGUAUAUAAUAUAGAAUAAUAAAAAAGAAUUUACUACCUCGAGAAAAUACUUUAAAAUAUAAUUUUAAAAGCAUUUUGUUCAUUUAUUCGUAGAAAGUUAUUUGGCCCAUGAUCUAAGUAUAUUAAUGUUGUGAAAUGAAUAUAAGUAUUAUUAUUUAUGACAAGUGAUAGUGCCAUAACGUAAUAACCUUUAAGCUUUUUAUAAAAUGUCUUUGAAUAAAAAUAUAA